This is a messenger RNA of Anopheles coluzzii, 2278 nucleotides long. RefSeq lists its product as uncharacterized. Lineage: Eukaryota; Metazoa; Arthropoda; Insecta; Diptera; Culicidae. The transcript is spliced from 2 exons. The record is from RefSeq and is a predicted model, not a curated record. The coding region runs from base 416 to 1237 and encodes 273 amino acids.
GCGUUGUGCUAGUGUCUAGUGGUUCACCAUCAAUCGAGGUCUUGCUUGGUGGCCUUCCCCAAAUUCCGUUUCCACUGAAUGGGGUACUUUCGGGACGCUAAAUAAUCAAGAACGAAAGAAACCCGUAAGCAACGCGCACAGUAAUUAACGAAACGAACCCAUUUUCCGUCUGGUGCUUUUCAAGGCCACGACCCCAUGAAGAGUUGCUUCCGACUGUGUGGAAAGACGGGACGCCUUUUCUCGUGCAGCCACACAUGCACUAAUUUUGAAUGUCACAAUUAUUGCUCCCAAAAAAACGCACGCAAAUCUAGACCACAAUUCGCAGCGCGUAUAAAACUGUCGCUCAUCUGUCACCGAACGUCUAUUUACCAUUCAAUUCCCGGCGCACCGAGACCUGUCGUGUGAUCUCGACGAGAUGUCGCGGAGUAUCUACUGCUGGGUAGGGUUAGUGAUCGGAUGCCUUCUCCGUGUUGCCGAGGCGCGCGUGCUACUUGAUUCAGAGUCACCCGUGUCCAUCUCGAACGAUACCCGCUCUCCUACGCUGCAGCGCCACCUGCUGGAUCGAGCCCGCAGUUGCUUCGACAGUGGCCAGCUGGUGGAAUGUUUUCGUGGUGAAGUGUUCCGUGUGCUUGAUCGUGCUAUCGAAUCGAACGUGACGUUCCGUGUGACACCAUUCGUUAUUGUGCGUCGCAACCCGGACUGGCCGAGCAGUGCGCGUCUCCCCGCGGACCUCGCCCGGCUUUCCGGCUGGUCGGGACUGUUCCGGAAGCUGCACGAGCUGCUCCUCUCGCGACUAUUUCAGCUCAGCCUGGUGGACGCGAAUGGACGCGCGCUGCUAGACGCCUCGGACGAGGGCCGGGGCAAGAAGCACAAGCACAAGCAGGGCAACAUGUUCUCGAUGGCGCUGAUGGCACUGAUGGCGAUGAUCGCGCAGGUCAUCAUUGGCAAGGUCGCUGUCCUGGCGGCGGUCGCACUGAUCAUGGCGAAAAUAGCGCUCGUCUUCUCCACCUUGAACGGGCUGAAGAAAGCGAACGGAUCGGGUGGUGGCCACGCGGCCGAACACGUCGUCUACGAGCACUCGAGCCAUGGGGGCGGUGGGGGUGGUGGUGGUGGCUGGCAGCGCAGCAUCGAGCCGAGGAAACCGUAUCCCCGCUACCAGUACUACGAGGAGGACGAUCUGCCCUACUGGAAGCGACGCCCCGAGCACGACUACCAGGAUCCGUACGAUGGCGCCUAAACGUAUGCAAUGCAUUGCGCACCCUGUAAAUAGCUCCACUUACCCGGGUAGGGAAAUAGCGUAGCAAGAGGCCUCGUUAUCUCGAAAUUGAUAGCUGUAAGCUUCGUUCACCGGUGGGGUACCUCUGAUUGUGGGGCCGGCAAUAUGGGCAAUAAAAUCAAACGCUGCGGCCUGCAUCUUAAUAGACCACUUAGCUCCUUAAGGAACUAGCGCGUUCGCACAUUAAGACAACCUAGCUAAUAGUUGAAUGAUUACGCGGAGAAGGUGUGGGAAACCUGGUCAUUGAACCGAACAGACAAGGGGAGGGAGCGGAAGGGGAAGAUCGGGGAAAAGGGCUACCGUAAGACAAUUAUACCAUCGUUAUUCCCUGCAGCACCGACCCAGACCACCGAGGGUAACAACAAUUCGCAAGGAAAAAGUAUUUAAGCACGUGUGUUAAAAAAAUGGGAAAUAGUGCUCUUUAGUGCGAGGGAGAGGCGGGAUGAUUAGAUUGCCUGCCGUAAUCGAUUUCACUUUCAGGGCACGAUUCACUCGCUAAUCCGCUAUUGGUAGCUUUGUUACGAAAUCGUCACCCAGAGCUGGUGGUCGGAAAUCCGGUCCCGGGGACCGUCGAAUCUCUCCAGACAGUCGAAAGGGAACUUUUCGCUUAAUUCCAUCUUAAGCUUAGCUUUUACACCCUUACCAUCUCUAAGCUGCCUUACAUAUUCUUUGGCUACGAAAGAAAACCUCCUUGAUGUUUCUCUUUUUUUUCCUUUCCCGUCCCAUGUUCUCCUCUCCGGAUGUGCUCGUAAGGCUGAAUCGUGGGUCAGAUCGUGAGCUGACAUUCGAAACACUCGCUUUACAAUGCCGUCGGAUUCCUCUUGGAGGCUUGGCGCGGAUUUUCCAAUAUGUGAAGUGAAACUGGGAUCGAAUACUUUCAGUUUUUCGUUACUCACGAUCGUUGCUGGAGGAAAUGAAAAUGAGAUAUCAAUUACGAACGAUAAAUUCUAACGAUAAUGUAGUGCGUUGCUUAUUGUCCGUUCGGUGCCUCAAUGCGUUAGA